Messenger RNA from Oreochromis aureus, 1351 nucleotides. It is a transcript of the gene samd10a, whose product is annotated as sterile alpha motif domain containing 10a. Bases 579 to 1181 code for a protein of 200 amino acids. NCBI's taxonomy places the organism in Eukaryota, Metazoa, Chordata, Actinopteri, Cichliformes, Cichlidae. The record is from RefSeq and is a predicted model, not a curated record. Gene Ontology annotation, molecular function: protein binding. Gene Ontology annotation, biological process: cell surface receptor protein tyrosine kinase signaling pathway. The transcript is spliced from 6 exons. Gene Ontology annotation, cellular component: cytoplasmic side of plasma membrane.
GGCGCGCACAGAGCUCCCUUUCUUUAAGAAAAGGCAAAGGGGAAUUCCUUAUGGUGGAUGCUGCAGCGAUGAGAAGCCUUUUCAUCCGGCUGUUUUUCAGAGUCUCCACUGGCUGCGUUAAUUACAGGGCCCGGGGCUGCACUUUGAGCUCGCUGUGCUCAUGCAUGCUCUUGAGAAAAAGCCGCGCAUCUGAUUCUCACGACACAGACGAAAACCACACACAAAUACGCACGCGCGCGCACAUGCUCGCGCCCGCCUGAGCCCGCGGAACCAGUCAGCCAGCUGCUCGGGGACAUUCUUGUCCAGUCUUCUGCAACUUCGUCUUCACAGACAGCAGCAGCCAGUGACACCGAGGACGACGUGAGCUGGUUUUAAGACGUGGUUGUUUUUUGUAAAUCUCCACUUAGCCCAGCAGCUCAGGUCAGAGGAUGUGGAGCGUCGCUGCUCCUGCCAGACCUCAGUGAAACUUUUGUCGGUGAGCGGAGCGCACACAGAGGGGAAGAGCUGGACCCGCAGCCCGUGUGUCGGUCACCGGAGAAGAUGGGAGACUUCCACUAGGCUGUCUCCGAGAAAACAUCAUGGCUGUAGACGCUGCAUCCAGUUUCAGUUUCUGCAGGCCAGCUGUGGAGUACAGGGCUCUGCCCGAGGACUUCAAGCACCAGCUGAGUCGACGGACAGGUGGGAACCUGACCUGGCAUGACGGCCGCGGACAGAAAACAGCGGGAGGCAGAACAGUGAAGCUGCUACAGCAGCCGGGGACCGAGGCCCUGCAGUACCGCUCCAGUGACAAUUAUGGGAUAUAUCACACGAGCCCAACACAGCCCAGCCUGAUCCGUCCUGUUGUUCUUUGGUCUCAACAAGAUGUGUGCAAGUGGCUGAAGAAACACUGUCCACACAAUUACCUGACCUACGUGGAAGCGUUCUCCCACCACGCCAUCACAGGCCGAGCGUUACUGCGCCUGAAUGGGGAGAAGCUGGAGCGCAUGGGUUUAGUGCAGGAGACACUUCGACAGGAGCUGCUGCAACAAGUGCUGCAGCUCCAGGUGCAGGAGGAGGGACGCAACCUGCAGCUGCUCAGCAGAGAAACCGUCAGACCUCCACAGUGUUGUUCAGAUGGACUUGUUUUGUCUGCAGACUCCCAAAAGAUAAAGUUAAAAGGCAUUCAUGAACCACAGCACUGAAGAUAACAGACUCAAGACAUGACAAGGUCCUUUGGAAGGAUAACCUAGCUGGAUGAUGGAAACACCGGAGUCAGAGUACAUAUAAUCAUGUAACGUGAAAUGUGAAUCAGAUCUGUAGGAUAUGUGCAUCCGGUGAGCUGUGGUCUCCAGAAUAAAGCUGUUAACUGGAA